Molecule: messenger RNA, 648 nt
Organism: Penicillium macrosclerotiorum
Lineage: Eukaryota; Fungi; Ascomycota; Eurotiomycetes; Eurotiales; Aspergillaceae
Product: Diaphanous autoregulatory
Exons: 1
Coding region: 1-648 (215 amino acids)
Biological process (GO): mitotic actomyosin contractile ring assembly; actin filament bundle assembly; barbed-end actin filament capping
Cellular component (GO): cell division site; mating projection tip
Source: RefSeq, a predicted model, not a curated record
AUGGACUCGCUGUUAGAGAAGCUGCGUGCCGCCGCUCCUCAAGCCAAGGAUCAACGAGAUCGUCGCCGUCGCGCUCGUCUGAAGGAACGUCAUCAAGUCCGCGUGGCCUCUGGUCAGAAGGUGCCUGAUUUCGCUGCCUCCGAAGAAGGCGACGAGACAGACAAGCCAGCAGAGGGUGGUGCCAAUGUUGAUGAGAAUGGCCUUCUAAGCCCACCACUUCCCGACGAAGGAGAGGAUGGUGCCAAAGAACAAAUUUCUGAAGGCGAAGACGUUGCCGAUCGUGCGGCAAGUAUGCUUCUCGGCCUGAGGAGCAACUCCGAUGCUAAUGGUGAACGACAACGUCGUCGGAGAGAAAGCGCCGAUGAGGAGCGCCGUAAUCGCCGCUUGAGGCGACGUAAUGGAGCAACAACUGGCAGCAAAGACAGUGCUGAUGGGUCUGUACUUCCAACCGUCCAAGAACCCAGGUCACCCUCUCGGACCGAUUCAGUUGGCGCAGAUGACCAAGCACCGCCGAGUCCACCCCUGGAAGAAUCCAAGCCUGCGGCACCACCCUCCAUCAUUGUUUCAGAGCAACAUGAUGGUCGUCCAUCACAAGAACCUACGGCUGAUGGCUCAUCAGCCAACCAACCGAUUGAAUUGUCGGAUUAA